UCUUUCCGAAACGAAAUUAAGAUCAUAGGUAAUAAGACUCUUCGUCUUCCUCACCUCAACACUUCUUUGAAGAGAAAAAUAAAAAACAGAGAGAAAGAGAGAAAAAUGGCAGGAGCUUUGAUUGGAGAGGCUUUUCUGUCCGCUUCCAUUCAGACGUUGUGCGACAAGAUUGCUUCUGGGAGUUCAUGGACUUCUUACGGGGAAAAAAGCUUGACCAUUCACUCUUGGAGAAACUGAAGCUGACUUUUCUGGCCCUCGAUGCAGUGCUCGAUGAUGCAGAGGAGAAGCAAAUUGAGAAACCUCGUGUGAAAAAGUGGCUUGACGAGCUCAAACAUGCCGUCUUCGAUGCCGAGGACCUGCUGGCUGAGAUCGAUGCUGAAGCUUUGCAAAACAAGGUGGAAGCAGAGGAAUAUCAAACCAAAACGACGUCCCAGGUGUGGCACUUUUUCUCUACUUCUCUUAAUCCUUUUCAUCAAGGCAUGAAUGGUAGGAUACAAGAGUUGUUUCAAAAGGUGGAACACCUUGCGAAACAAAAAGAUCUCCUUGGUCUUAUAGGAGGAGGCGUUAAGGAGAAGGUUUCUCAAAAAACUCCCACAACGCCCUUUGUUGGGCAUGACUUUAGUGCUUGUGGUAGGGAUGGAGAUAAAAAGGAGUUGAAGAGAAUGUUGCUAUCGGAUGAUGCAAGUAGCAGCCACAUAUCAGUAAUCCCCAUAGUUGGAAUGGGCGGGGUCGGUAAGACAACCCUUGCUCAGCUCCUUUACAAUGAUAAAAAUAUAAAAGAGCAUUUUGAUGUUACAGCUUGGGCUUGUGUUUCCGAAGAUUUUGAUGCUAUGAGGGUAACUAAAACCCUUAUUGAAUCAAUUAUCUCAAAACCUUGCCGUCUUCAAGAUAGCUUGCUUCAAGUUGAACUUAGGGAAAAAGUGAGGGAGAAAAAGUUCUUAUUUGUGUUGGAUGACCUUUGGAAUGACAACUAUAGUGAUUGGGAUCUUGUUCGGGCUCCUUUUACUUAUGGGGCGAGGGGAAGUAAGGUCAUAGUGACAACAAGGAACAAAAGUGUCGCAUCCAUUGUGCAUACUGGUCCUAUUCACUCUUUGGAACAAUUAUCGCAUGAAGAUUGUUGGUUUUUACUCGCAAAACAUGCAUUUAGAAAUGAAAAUCCUAGUGCGCAUCCAGACUUGGAAGAAAUUGGUAAGCAAAUUGCACGCAAGUGCAAUGGUCUUCCUUUAGCUGCAAAAGCACUUGGGGGUCUCUUAAGUUGUAAUGUAGGUUACAAGGAAUGGAGUCACAUAUUGAACAACAAUCUUUGGGAGAUGUUGCAUACUGAUAAAAGUGUUCUUCCAUCUUUAAGAUUGAGUUAUCAUUAUCUCCCUACUUAUUUAAAACAAUGCUUUGCUUAUCUCUCAAUUUUUCCAAAGGACUAUGAAUUUGCAAAGGAAGAUAUAAUUCUACUUUGGAUGGCAGUGGGUUUAAUUCCACAAAAUGAGAGCGGUAAAGGAUUGGAAGAGCUCGGUGAGAGUUACUUUGAUGAACUAUUGUCACGAUCAUUACUUCAAAGAUCAUUAAUUGGGAAAUCAUCAAGUUUCACAAUGCAUGAUCUCAUUAACGACUUGGCUAUGUUUGUGUCUGGAGAAUUUUGUUUUAGGUUGGAUGAGGGAAAGUCGCACGAAGUUCCUAAAAGAGUUCGGCAUUUGUCAUAUAUGAGAGGAAACUUUGAUACCGCAGCAAAAUUGAAGUCAUUGGAUGAAAUUAAGUGUUUGCGCACCUUAUUUCCUAUGUCUUUAAGACCAUACACUAAGUGGGAUAAGAGCCUAUAUGUAAGCAUAAAGGUUUUAGAUGAUUUGUUAGCAUCAGGAAAAUGUUUACGGGUGUUGUCAUUGUCAAGAUAUAAAAAUAUCACGCAAUUACCUGAUAACAUUGGUAAACACUUAAACUUGCGCUACAUUGAUCUGUCUUACACUGCAGUAAAAAAGUUACCAGAAACGAUGUGUACUCUCUACAAUUUACAAACUCUAUUGUUGGUCGGUUGUUCCUCUCUUGUUGAAUUGCCUGCGGACAUGAGGAAAUUGAUUAAUUUGCGUCAUCUUGACAUGAGUGGAAGUUGUGUAAAAGAGAUGCCGGUGCAAAUGGGUAGACUAAAAAGUUUGAGAACAUUGACUGCUUUUGUGUUGGGGAAAUCUACUGGGUCAGGUGGCAUUGGAGAACUGGGGCAAUUGUCCAAGCUUCGAGGAAAACUAUCUAUCUUGAAUCUGCAAAAUGUCGUCAAUCCUAUGGAUGCCUUGGGGGCCAAUUUGAAGGAUAAGAAAGAUCUCAACGAAGUAGAGUUGGCAUGGGGUCGUGAGGAAGCAGAUGAUUCCAUGAAAGAGAGACGAGUACUUGAAAGCCUACAGCCUUCUGUAAAUCUGGUGAAGCUGACCAUCAGAUUUUAUGGUGGAACCAGCUUUCCGGAUUGGUUGGGAGACUCUUCCUUCUCCAACAUACAAGUCAUGUGUCUUAGUGAUUGUAGUACUUGCUUCUCAUUGCCACCAGUUGGGCGGUUACCUGCUCUAAGAGAGCUCUAUAUAAAAAGGAUGAAAACUGUUGUGAGUAUCGGUGUCGAGUUCUACGGGGGUAAUGGAGCUUCUGUAAGUCAACCAUUUCAAUCUCUCGAGAAGCUAAGGUUCAAAGAGAUGCCGGAGUGGGAGGAAUGGCUGUCGAGUCCAGGUAGAGGUCAAUCUAUAGACUUUCCUCGUCUUGAGGAGCUCAUUUUAGAGAAUUGUCCGAAGCUGAGGGGA
Pyrus x bretschneideri (Chinese white pear) is the source of this 2771-nucleotide messenger RNA. RefSeq names its product putative disease resistance RPP13-like protein 1. The record is from RefSeq and is a predicted model, not a curated record. Gene Ontology annotation, biological process: defense response to other organism. Gene Ontology annotation, molecular function: ADP binding. The transcript has a single exon. NCBI's taxonomy places the organism in Eukaryota, Viridiplantae, Streptophyta, Magnoliopsida, Rosales, Rosaceae. The annotation marks the transcript as partial.